This is a messenger RNA of Penaeus chinensis, 2058 nucleotides long. RefSeq names its product solute carrier family 22 member 19-like. NCBI's taxonomy places the organism in Eukaryota, Metazoa, Arthropoda, Malacostraca, Decapoda, Penaeidae. The record is from RefSeq and is a predicted model, not a curated record. Bases 1479 to 1925 code for a protein of 148 amino acids. The transcript has 5 exons.
GGAAAACACAGUUAGGAGACAAAUCUAGAUGAACUUUAACCCUUCCCUGGCGGCUGGCGUCUUAAUAUAGAAGAGGAUUGAGUCCUCAUCCAGCCAGGGAGUGAAUGAGCCGAUAAGGAAGGGAUCCCUUGUGCAACCGAUUGGACGCCGCUUGGGAAACGGCAUGCAGGACCUACUGCGCCGCCACCGCACUCGCAUGCCAUCAGAUGAGUGCAGAGGGAAGGUGAGCAGUUGACUUGAAGGCCUUCAGAGCCCCGUGCCCUGAGGGAGAGUGGGAACGAUCUUGCGAAGUGAAGUUCGAGGACUUCUUGCAGCACCGCCCUCCUCUACGGAGUGAGGGAUGUGUGCCUCUUUAUUUCGUUACGAAUUAUGUUUCUGCCAUUGUUAUUACUGUACCAUUUUCAACGAAGAAACACUGAAAAAAACAUUUACCUUAAAAUAUCGAUAAGAUUGAUCGGGUCAAAAAAGAGGCGGACCUAAUGACAUAAUUACGUUUCGUCAAUGAGAGUGCACUCUCACGUAUCAGGUAUUGCGGAAUCAUUAAUUAUUUGUUUAAUUUACUAGAUAUUGUUAUAAUUACCAUAAGUAAAACCAAACUUUUUAUUUAUGGUAAAAGGGUUCCUUACCAUUAACAGCCAUCGGACUACAUCAGCGGUCUAAUGGAAGUGGAGCUACUUGGUUAUAUGUUCCUUGGCAGUGGAUAAGACCACGGCCCUGAUGGACUGUCAACAGCCUCCGAGCUAGUUCAGUGGUAAGGUGUCGGCCUCUCACCCGAGGGGUCGGCGGUUCGCGCCCCUCCAAACCGCGAGAAGUUGUAAUUGGCGCCUGGAGGUUACUGCUGUGGCUAGACACCACGGCGGGUAAGGACUAAGCUCAGCCGAGCCAGCACUAGCUGACAUACACUAGCGAAUCGGCAUUGGUCGACACAAGUCGGGCUCCCCUCAUGGGCAUAGCCGAGGCUCAGCUUCGCAUAUCGGACUUACUCUUGAACUGUCAAAGACUGGUAACCAGUCCUUGAUACUGACGCAUCACUGGUAAGGUUCAGGUUGGGAGGAUCGAACAAACCCUCAAUGAAAAAAGCCAUCGGAAGGCGCAGGAAAGCCAUUUAAAGGUUGCGGUCGGAGGACGUGAAUACAGAUCGGGUCUGCUUCUGCUGCGUGGCUGAGGAAGCCUUGGAGGCCCCAGCUGCCGAAGGAGAAUCGAGGAAUCGGAGAAAGUCCCCCAGAAUUUCCCGACGCUGUUUCAUAUUGUCUUAGGGAAGCUGAACCACAGGACGUCGACUCACCCUCCUACAUUGUUAGACUCUCCAACGGGGGAUCUGAACGUCCAGGCUUAUCAGGAGGGAUGCUGUAGGCUGUUGAAAAACCCUGAAUUUUGAGGAUAGGCAGAUUGCAUACGGAAUCACAGAGUUUUUGGCUCUACUUCUCCUGGGUCUGGCACUGUCACGAGUUGGAGUAAAAUGGGUACUGGUUUCCCUGAUGUCUUCUCUGUCUGUGGCCCUCCUGCUGACUCGCCUGUUGAAGGCUGUUGAUGUGGAAAGUUGUGGUGGCUAUGUUUUUUUCUCUUGCCUUGGCUAUGCCUCCCUUGUCCUUGCUCUUGUUUGGUUGGGCGUUGGCAUCAUCCGUCUAACACCCACUCACUCGAGGGGAGCAGUACUUGGAAUGACGUUCUCUUUGGCUACACUAGGAAAUGCUCUUCCGACAUUGGAUGUCAGCGGUACUUUUGCAUCAUGGGGACUAUACCUUGAUAAUGAGUAUACAGAACUAGGGAUGUGGGCUAUUGUUACCUUUGUGGGGGGGCUUCUGACCCUGUUGCUGCCCAAGACAUCGUAUUGCCUGCCUGAUACAAUCUCGCAUAUGACGUGUGAGGCUUCAAGCUAUGAGAAACCAGAAGAAGAGGAAGAAUUGCAAAAUACUCAACUGUGAGAAUGGAGAUUAAGAGCUAAUGUAGUGUCUGGAAAGGCUGCCUUAAGGUUCCCAUUUCUUAUGAUCAUUUAACUUACAUUUACUUAUGUAAGAGACAGCAGGUGCUACACCACAAAUAAAGAAUAUUUGACAA